Notolabrus celidotus (New Zealand spotty) is the source of this 3496-nucleotide messenger RNA. RefSeq names its product adenosine receptor A1-like. Lineage: Eukaryota; Metazoa; Chordata; Actinopteri; Labriformes; Labridae. Gene Ontology annotation, biological process: G protein-coupled adenosine receptor signaling pathway. Gene Ontology annotation, molecular function: G protein-coupled adenosine receptor activity. Gene Ontology annotation, cellular component: dendrite; synapse; membrane. The record is from RefSeq and is a predicted model, not a curated record.
AGAAAGGGAGUCAGCUGUAGGGACAUAUCAGGGGGAAAAAGUACAGUAUGUGGUAAUUAACAAUGGAAUAUAUGUGGGGUACAAGAGUAUUGUGUUUUUCUUAUUUUCAGAGACUUAUAUAAGAUUUGGUUUUGUGGUAAGUUGAAACUUUAAAUAAUUUAAGAUAUAGUUGAUAAACUCUGGAGCAGUUAGAUGGGAACAACUGACAAUCAAAAAUUGAUGGUGCAGGAGAAUGUGAGUUCUUUGUAGCAUUAAAAGUCUAUGAAUAAUAAAAUCCAUAUCCACGCGACCAUGAAGGAGUUCUUGAUGCAAGAGGAACAAACAGAAAUCAGUAAACUGCAGCAAAGAAAAAGUGAUAAAUGAGUGGAUACAACUGCAGACAUGUUUCACACAAAGUGCAUCAUGUUUGAUGUUUACUGUCAUCAUGUUUUACAAGUGAUAAUGCAUGAAGAUUCCAAUCAAGCUAAUGAAACCAUGUGGGAUUAAAGAGUCCCAAUAAAACUGAUCAGGUGUCCGAGCAUGUAAACUUUAAUGUAUUGACGAGGGUCUGGCAUGAUAGGCAGUGUCACAAAAAAACAGCCUGAGUCAUUGCUUUCUGUAGUAAAUUGGUUAGACAAAAUUUACUUCCAGUCAGACAAUCUGCUUCCUCAAGCAACUGAAGACCAUCUCAGUGAUUGCUUGCUCAGUGAUACAUGCUGCCAAAGACUUUUAAUGCUCAGACAGACAAUUACAUUAACUUUUUCUAAGUAAUUGAACUUUUGGAUCUGUUUCCUCUACCUGCAGUUAACCCCACUGAAUCCAAGAUUUAUAAAGCCUGGACUUCAAUAAAAUAAAGAACAGCAUAAAGAAUAAAACAUUAAAGAUAAUAUGGCAUGAAAGUUAAAUGGAAGUCUGGCUUAAACGUGGAAACCAAAGCGUCAUAACUGCUGACAAAAGCAGAAUAGACUGAUCCAAGAGACUGAGAGAACUGCAUUCAAUGCACAGAGUUAUGAUACUGUAGUGGGGGAGUGAGUGAUAAAAUAGACCUCAGUUAGUUAGUUCCUCAUUAUCGUAUUUAGGAUCACAGCAAACUUCCUUUUAAGCAUCCUCAAUGCAAUGAAAUGAAUCACCACACCAGUCAAGCACUCAACAAACCUCGAGAACUUUAUGAAUCGAUGAGGGUUUAUAGUGGCUCUUUGUCAAGAAGCUGGGGAAAAACUUACAAUGUGGCCACACACCGGCUGUCAGACCUGAAGUCCAAAAGUCAUAAUUACUCCCAUCACUGCACGUAAAACUAAGAUUAUGUUUAGUGUUUUAUGAAUAUAGAUAUAAGGAAGGUCAAAACAAAUACACAUGCAUUUAACAGAUUUAGUUGGUAUGUAUUUUAUCAAACAAUUACAAUGAGGGGCUUGGGGCCAGGAUAUUCAGCUAUUUAUUGGCCUGUGGCAGUGAGGUUUUCAAGCUUAUUGUCAUGGUGAGGUUGACACAUAAUGUUAAUAAUAUAUUGAUGACAUUCCAAUUUUAGACAACCAAAAGUCACAUAAAACAUUUUCAAUUGGGCGACUUAAGUUUGAACAAAGACGUUUCACAAAAGUGUGGAUUGGUUGCACAUUAAGCUUAUAAAUGCAGGCCACUUGACAAAUAAUGUAAUUUCAUAGCUGAAAAAUGAAUGUCAUGUUUAGUUGGAGACAGCUCUUUGUAAUUCAAUAACAUCCGUCUUUAUCUCUCCAGCUCCGAGUUUGUUUUAUCUAAUAACUUCUUAUCAGACAGCAUUCUGCCGCUUACAGACCACAGACCACAUACAAACACUCACUGUGAGAAAACUAAUGCUGCAGUGAGCUGCAGAAAGCAGAGUCCCUCCCCUCCAUUUUUUAUGACUCGCUUGUGCAGAGUAGUGAGGGAGUAAGUAAGUGAGCAGAGUGAGGAUGUAGAAGAGAAGUGAUGCAGUGGUACCCAGUCCUGUGCAGAGCUUGAACAUGCAGGAGACUAAUCAUCCAUCAAAGACCUCUCAUUGUGUGAAUAUGGCAAAGAGAAAAAGUAAACUUCUUUCAGCUCUAGAGCACACAUAGGGGAGGAUGUUUUUGCUUCAAAGAGUGGAGGGAAAAGUUCCAAAAAACAACUUUGUCUUUUUACAAUCUGAGUAAAGGUAAGCAAGAUUUAUAUGAGUAAAAAUGUCUUCCUCACCGGGUAUCAAACCUCGGGAGCAUGUGGACAUGUUGUACAUCUCCAUCGAGAUGGCCAUCGCCCUGGCCUCAGUGUUGGGGAAUGUGCUGGUGGUGCUGGUUGUGUGUUGUAACCGGGCUCUCCGCAACACCACCUUCUGCUUCAUCGUGUCCCUGGCCGUGGCCGACAUCGCCGUGGGUGUUCUGGUCAUCCCUCUGGCCAUCAUCAUCAGUCUGGGAUUUAACACUCAGUUCUACACCUGCCUCUUCCUGUUCCUGCUGCUCAUCAUCACCCAGAGCUCAAUCCUUUCCCUGCUGGCCAUCGCCAUCGACAGAUAUCUGAGAGUCAAGAUUCCCACCAGGUACAGCACCAUAGUGACCCAGGGGGAGGGCUAUGUCGCAGUCUGUCUCUGCUGGAUCCUCUCAUUUCUGACUGGGUUGGUUCCAAUGAUCGGAAUGGAAACAUCGAACGCUCACAGAAACAUCAGCAUCUCCAGCAAAAUCGUCUGUGAGUUCACCACCGUCAUGAGGAUGGACUACAUGGUGUACUUCAAUUUCUUCGGCUGGGUGGUGGUACCACUCUCCAUAAUGAUCGCUCUGUAUGCAGAGAUCUUCAGAGUGACGCGACAGCUUAACCGGCGUGCUGAGGCCACGUGUGAUGUGGACAGGUACUAUCAGAAGGAGCUGAAGCUGGCCAAGUCUCUGGCCCUGUUGGUCUUCCUCUUUGCCGUGUGUUGGCUGCCGAUACACAUCAUGAACUGCAUCAACUUCUUCUGCCCUGAGUGUCACGUGCCGAAGGUCGCCAUGUAUAUUGGAAUUUUCAUGUCCCAUGACUCAGCACUCAAUCCAUUGGUGUAUGCAUUCAGAAUAAAUCUUUCCGUGAAACACUGAUCAAGAUCACUCACCGGAUGCAUGUUAUGUAAACCGACAGAGCCUACUCCGUGCACUAGCACACCAGCCCCGUCGGAGAAGUCGACCUGUAACCUGUAAUAUGGACCAAAUGGUUUACAGUCAGAUUUUUCAGCAAAGAGUCUCUUGGAAUUACAUACAAUUUGGAACAUCUGCUCAUUAACAUACUUGACCAAAGAACUGUUUGUAUUGCAUUCAUUUAAAAGGAACAGUUCAUUUUAGACCCAGUCAUCUUUCAUUUAGAUCUGAAGAAAACUGAGCCUGCAAUCAAAAUCAUCCCAAUCUGCUUUGCUUUAUUUCAUCUUAAUGCUUCUUUACUUGAUUCAUAUUGAAUCAUUAUGUACAUACUGUAUGUCACCAUGAGAGGUAAUACAGAUUCAUUCAUGUUUGUAUAGCCUGUUGGUAAAUUCACCAGAAUAAACAUUAAAAACUUCUUCAUUCAUUAA